Cuscuta campestris is the source of this 1077-nucleotide messenger RNA. Lineage: Eukaryota; Viridiplantae; Streptophyta; Magnoliopsida; Solanales; Convolvulaceae. The record is from the annotation of a GenBank genome assembly.
CGACCCCUCUCUCUCUUCUACGCAUCUCUUCGGUUUCUUCAACUCCUCUUCAUCUUGUUUGUAAUCAAUUGACUCCUUGCUUCUUCAAUUCGUAAUUUUUUUGGUCGGCAAGGUUAUAGAAUCGUAUUUCUAAUCCCUCAACGCGUUUUAUUUCUCUGCGGGUCAUGUUUAUAAUUUUUUUUGAUAAAAAUUCAUUUUCCUCGUUUCGUUCUCCAUAAAAUCGGAAGAAUGGUUUUGGACUGGAGGAGACAAAGUCAGGGUCUGCAUCAUCCAGUGCUUAAUACUAAAUGUAAAUCUUGGUUUAUUGGAAGAAACUGCUUCAAUUCUUAGGAAGUCUUGAGGAGACAUUCAAUUUCCGGAGUACUGAUAAGAAAUCCAAAGUUAAUGGCUAUAGCGGUUGAUCUAGGACGGGAAUUGGUAAGGCAAAAAAUCAGGCUUACCUACGGAGGAGGCAACGUUGGUCUUCAAGGAGCUGUAGCUUCAACAGUCUAUAAUAAUGGUGGUAGAGUCCGAGGUUUCAUACCAGGGUAUAUAGCAACACGACAGGUUUACGGACCUUCGUACGGUGUAGAGUAUACCGUCUCCAGCAAUUAUUCUAAGUAUUUCGAGAUGAAUCAUAUUGUGGAAGCCUUCAUCAUACUUCCUGGAGGGAUUGACACUAUGGAAGGUUUAUUCACUUUGAUCUCAUGGGCAUCCGAAGGGUUACACAUUAAACCCAUUGGUCUUUUGAACAUUGACGGUUAUUUCAAUAACCUAAUCAAGUUUCUAGAUGAUGCGGUGAGGCAGAACUUCAUGGCUUCCAGUCAAAGAAAACUUUUCAUUUCUUCUUUCUUUAUAGGUGAGCUUUUAGACAAGCUAGAGUUCACUAAAGCUUUUCCGGCUUUUGGGGCUAAUUAUGACGAGUUCACAAAUCCUGGGGGAUUAGAUUUGGAGUUACAUUUGUAAUAUUACUUCAUGAUCACGUCACAUCAUUCUAUUGACCUGCGUGUAGCAAAUAAAACACACUACACGCUCAGCGGUAAAGCUGAGUAAGCAUAUCUAAUGCGUCGAACAUCCACAUAAAUUGAAUCUCAAUUC